AUUCACUUCCGGGUCAGGUUGUCGGGCGCCGCUGCCGCCUUGCCUGUCGUUCGUGGCCGCGCCUCUUUCCCUCGCUGCCUCCCUGCCUGCCUGCCUGCCUGCCUGCCUGCCUGCCAAGCCCGACCGCCAUGGCGAGCAGCAGCAGCAGCAGCGGCGGCGCCGCGCUGAACCUCAACGCCGUGCGGGAGACCAUGGACGUUCUGCUUGAGAUUUCAAGAAUAUUGAAUACUGGUUUGGAUAUGGAAACUCUUUCUAUCUGUGUCCGACUCUGUGAACAAGGAAUAAACCCAGAGGCCUUGUCUUCUGUUAUUAAAGAACUUCGAAAGGCUACAGAAGCUUUAAAGGCUGCUGAAAAUAUGACCAGCUGACUCUCUUAAAAGAUCUUUAAAUGAGAGAAAUAUUAAGCCCCGGAAAGGGUUUAGAAGAUUUGCAAGCAUCGGAAAAAGAGAAUGAGACUACUAUUCGCAGCAAUGUAGAACUCUUUCAUUUUUUUUAUAAAGAAUGAUACAAAGUUUUAAGAAUAAGUGUGCAAAGUGGAUUUUUGAGAUUCAUUAAAUGACCCUUUCACAUCAUUUUAAAAUUGGAAAUAGCAUAUUAUACAUGUGCUCCUUAUUUAUGUAUGAAUGCUUUAAUUUUAUAAGCUAUCUGCUUAUCAAAUGCUGCACAUCUGUUGAGCCCAGUAGAAAGUAUUGUGGAACACAUCAAAAUCUGAUCUAGUAGCUAUGAGUCAUUGGCAUUUCCAUUAUAAACUCUAAUUUUGACUGGUUCAUGCAUAAUAACUUAGCGUCUUUACUCUGCAUUGGGCUGAUAAGUUGACAAUUCCAGAUGCAGCUUGUGUGAAUUUUGAUUUAAAUCAGUUGUGUUUGUCUGAAAAGUCAUUUGUUUUUUACAAGGGCUUAGAAAAAGCAUGUGUUAUAGUCUCUUUGCACGUAGGACUAAAAGAAUUAGUUUUAGAACAAUUUCCGUUUAGUUGGCAGUUAAUGGUGUGAAUAUGAAUCACAUACUUGUAUUGAAAAAUAAAAGUUAUGGAAACAGUGUCUUAGAUUUUUAAAGGAAAAUCCAGGCAUAUCAUUAGUGUCAUGCUACAUUUCAUAUCCCCUGAGGAUAUUUAUUUUAGUAAUGUUUUGCCUUGGGGAAAAUAUGGAGUGGGCCCAAAUUCUAAGUCUUUCCAUUUAUUUAGAGGAAAUUGAUUAAAGGAGAGAGGUGGAAUUUUCAAAUCAGUGAGCAGAUUAAAUACUAAAACUGAGGCAGACAUCAAAAAUCACUAAUCUGUCCCUUCCUAAAAACAUUUGAGUUCAUGAUUUGCAUCCUGAAAAAUCAUUUAAUCUUAUAAGUUCAACAUAAAGUCAUUUUGAAACAUCUAGGCCUGGAAAAAAGAAAAAUAGGCCACACAUCACAAAAAGCUAAUUUGAAUUUAAUAUUAGAAAGCUCACUGAUUCCCAUACUUUGAUUUUGGAAAGUCAACAGAAGGUGUUUGCAUAUGACAUGGAGUGGGAGCUUCUCUGCAAGCGUUAGGCUAACUGUUAUGGUUUUAAAUCAAGUAAGGAAGAUCCAAACCCUACUCCCUUCACCCUUGGUUUCAACUAUGGACUGUAAUUAUCUUGCCAUUUUUUCUUUCCAAUGCAGUUAGAAUUUAUAUUAACCUUGCUGUAAGCUCCAGAGGCUUAGGACAAAGGGGGCAACCAUAUCUGAGCCAUAUUUCUAAGAUAAUCAUAAGAAGCUAAUCGGUAGUAUGUUGCCACUCGGGUCCAUAAGGGACUAUAACAAUUCUGGGACCCUAGUACAGUGCUGUUUGUUCACCUUAUAAAAUUUAUGUUGCAUUUAAAUGAAGCAUGUUUGCCAUCUAAGUCUUGGACCAUAAAGUGAAAAGGAAUUCAUUACGUUCACAUUAAAUCAUUAUGCAAUGGGGAGAGGCUUGGUAUUCAGUUUUAUUCCUACGACUGUGUCAUAUCUAAGUAAUUUAUAAUAUAGUAGGAGAGGGUUCACAGUGGGCUUCCUGAAUGAUACAUUUAUGAAAUAUAAACAUAUAUUUUUAAUGCAAACUUAUAGUAAUCUUUGAAAGUUAGUAUCCCAUGAGGGUAUUUAUUGUGUUGUUUUGCCUAAGAAUAUGGAACACACAUUUGCCAUGAAAUUGCAAACUUGUGUACUUAUCCGUGAAAUAAAAUUUUUCAUUGUCUUUAAA
Messenger RNA from Ornithorhynchus anatinus (platypus), 2182 nucleotides. RefSeq names its product mitotic spindle organizing protein 1 (gene MZT1). Gene Ontology annotation, biological process: mitotic spindle assembly; gamma-tubulin complex localization; microtubule nucleation by interphase microtubule organizing center. The coding region runs from base 129 to 368 and encodes 79 amino acids. Gene Ontology annotation, cellular component: interphase microtubule organizing center; centrosome; gamma-tubulin ring complex. NCBI's taxonomy places the organism in Eukaryota, Metazoa, Chordata, Mammalia, Monotremata, Ornithorhynchidae. The transcript is spliced from 3 exons. The record is from RefSeq and is a predicted model, not a curated record.